AUGGGCAUGUCCGGCUUGGCUGUCGAAGAGGAGCCAGAUGACGAGACUGUCGACGAUCCGAGGAGAUGGCUGAAGGUUGUCAGCGCAUUGGAGCAGCCUCGUCUUAUAUAUAAUGUGGCUAAGAAGCACUUUGAAAGUGACCUCACGGGCACGAUAACUCUCGACGUCUCUCAGGCAGUGGCUAUCCCUGACGAUUCAGCCUGGUUUACCCCUGGGAUGAUUGUUCUUAUCGACGGUGUCUACGAAGAGGAGGAAGAGUCGGUAGGAAAAGGCCUGAGUGGAAGCAGCGGAGUUGGAGGUACCAUAGGUGGUCGCUUCCAAGGCUUCUUCAUCGGCCAGCCGCCAUGUGAGAAAAGGAGAGCGACCUUGGGAGUGAGCGGUCCUGAUGGGGGUCAAGAUCACACCAUUGGCGGCGGGUUUGGAUGGAUUGACUUUCUUGGUGUCGGUAGCGAGCGUGCUUGCGGGUCACGCAUGCGAAAGCUGGAGCAUAGGCUGCUCCGGCAGCCAUCUUCUCCUGAUAUACCUGGCCGAGGGCGAAUGGUCAUCCUCGGCGAGCUAAAUCUUGACCAACCGCGGACACUCCAGGCGAUCAAGAAGAUUCUGUCAACCUAUGCGAUGGAGCCAGAAGGCUCAACGCCGAUGAGCUUUGUAUUCACAGGCAACUUCACCCAGCACGCAGUCAUGGCGCGAGGCGGUAGCGGUGGCAGUGUGGAGUACAAGGAGUAUUUCGACUCUCUAGCAGCCAUCCUUGCCGAGUUCCCAACCCUACUAACCACCGCUACCUUCACAUUCGUCCCAGGCGAUAAUGAUGGCUGGGUAUCUUCCUUCUCAGCUGGAGCUGCAGUUCCUCUGCCGAGAAAGUCUGUACCAGAUCUGUUCACUUCCAGAAUCAGGCGCACCUUUGCAUCGGCCAACUCAGAAGCAGGAACUUCCGCCGGCCAAGGCGGCGAGGCUGUCUUCACUAGCAACCCCAGUCGCAUUUCUCUAUUCGGACCUAGCCACGAGAUCGUUGUAUUCCGCGAUGACAUAUCCGCACGUCUACGGCGGUCAGCGGUACGUCUCAAAAGCACCGCCCGGCCACAGGAGGACGAGAAUGAGGAAAACCGGCCGCCUACUAUUGAGGACGAUGUUGCCAUGUCAGGAGCGAUUCCCGAUAAUGGCGAGGCAGAUGACAUGGAGAUUGACAGGCCAGAAAAGAAGCCUACAGCUAUAUCAGAGGUUCCUUAUGACGUUCAAGCAUCUCGAAAGCUUGUCAAGACGCUUCUUGACCAGGGCUACCUCGCUCCUUUUAGACAGUCCAUUCGGCCGGUUCACUGGGAUUACGCGAGCGCAUUGCACCUGUAUCCACUGCCAACUUCGAUGGUAUUAGUAGAUACGACAGCACCACCAUUCUGUCUCACCUAUGAAGGAUGCCACGUCAUGAACCCAGGUAGUGUCUUGAUCACAGGCCGGAAGAGCGUUGGGCGAUGGAUAGAGUACGAGAUUGGUCGAGUUGGUAGAGUACGGGAAUGCGUGUUUUGA
This is a messenger RNA of Phaeoacremonium minimum UCRPA7, 1521 nucleotides long. RefSeq names its product putative dna polymerase epsilon subunit b protein. Gene Ontology annotation, biological process: DNA-templated DNA replication; error-prone translesion synthesis. Gene Ontology annotation, cellular component: epsilon DNA polymerase complex. NCBI's taxonomy places the organism in Eukaryota, Fungi, Ascomycota, Sordariomycetes, Togniniales, Togniniaceae. Gene Ontology annotation, molecular function: DNA binding. The coding region runs from base 1 to 1521 and encodes 506 amino acids. The transcript is spliced from 2 exons. The record is from RefSeq and is a predicted model, not a curated record.